Molecule: messenger RNA, 4482 nt
Organism: Physcomitrium patens
Lineage: Eukaryota; Viridiplantae; Streptophyta; Bryopsida; Funariales; Funariaceae
Source: RefSeq, a predicted model, not a curated record
GAGUGUUGGAAGGGCGGGGGAAGACUCACCUGAGAUGAACCAGCCUACCUGCCUGCUGCUGUAUUCCUUACUCUGAUGGUGGCAGCUGCUGUGCCGCUAUUGCACUUCGCAUUCUGUCGCCCCGCCAUCGGUAAUCGAGCACGGGCGCCCUCAUUGUAACUGGACCCCCAACCGUGCUCGAUUGCCACGACCGUUUGCUUGCGUGACUGAGUGAUUCAGUCCUGCGUAUACGUUCCUUUCGUACACGCUCUUGGUCAUGGUGCAGCUGCGGACGUUGGCGUUGGAGGAGUGCAACUGAAGCAGAGUAUUUCGUCUGUUUGAAAUCUCAGAAAGCUUCGGAGCCUUGGAUUUAGUGUGUUGUGCUACCUAGAAGCAUUUAUGGGAGGUGGCAUUUAGCGGGUGUGUUCUCCUCGACUCGAACCGGUGCACGUGCUCUUGCAUUUCGGCAUUUCCGAUUUUUUUUUAUGCGGUGCUGAUUUGUAAGGCAGAAGGGAGGCUGUAAGGAGUGGCAUUGUGAGAGGGAAUGUCGCGUUGGAUGCUAAGCAGUGGACUUCAAGGCCGGUGUGUAUGGAACGGGUUUUUGGAAAAUGAGUUGUGCAGAUCUGCUCAGAAGCAGUUCUCAGCAGACAGCUGUAGUUAGAGCUGACUGAAUCAAGUCCUUAUGGAAAAAAUGAUGUCCGGUUGCCGGGAGUGACUCUGAAGCGGCUGACAGCUUCACGGAGUAGAAGAUGCCUACGUGAUCAAUUACGAGCUGAAAUAUCGGUUAUGGGGAGACCUUGGUCCUCGGCCUUCGGCCUUGCACUUUUUCUACUUGGAAGCCUGAUUAUCCACGCCGAUGGACAGUCGCAGAGCUUAGAAACAGACUUGUACGCUUUGCUAAAGAUUCGGGAGGCUUUUAUUGACACUCAAAGUAUUCUAAGAGAGUGGACAUUUGAAAAAAGCGCCAUCAUUUGUGCCUGGCGGGGAGUGAUCUGUAAGGAUGGGCGUGUUUCGGAGUUAAGUUUGCCUGGGGCCAGGCUACAAGGCCACAUAUCAGCUGCGGUGGGCAAUCUGGGACAGCUUCGCAAACUAAAUCUUCAUUCCAAUUUGUUGACGGGAUCCAUUCCAGCUUCACUCGGCAAUUGCUCGAUCCUCAGCGAUCUGCAAUUGUUUCAGAAUGAAUUAUCUGGCAUUAUACCUACAGACCUUGCAGGUUUGCAGGCGCUCGAGAUUUUGAAUUUGGAACAAAACAAACUAACAGGGCCUAUACCUCCUGAUAUCGGCAAGCUUAUAAACCUGCGCUUUCUCGAUGUGGCGGAUAACACUCUCUCAGGUGCAAUUCCUGUUGACUUGGCAAAUUGCCAGAAGCUUACAGUUCUUAGCCUGCAAGGUAAUCUCUUGAGUGGAAACCUUCCAGUUCAACUGGGGACUUUGCCGGAUCUUUUGAGCUUGAACUUGAGGGGAAAUUCUCUAUGGGGAGAAAUUCCUUGGCAACUGAGCAACUGCACAAAGCUGCAAGUUAUUAAUCUUGGAAGAAACCGAUUUAGUGGAGUUAUUCCAGAGCUUUUCGGAAAUCUCUUCAACCUGCAGGAAUUAUGGUUGGAGGAAAAUAAUCUUAACGGCUCAAUUCCGGAACAGCUUGGGAAUGUCACAUGGCUGAGGGAGUUGUCGUUGAGCGCCAACGCUUUGUCGGGGCCCAUACCAGAGAUAUUGGGAAACCUUGUCCAGUUGAGGACCUUAAACCUGUCACAGAAUCUUCUCACCGGUAGUAUACCUCUAGAGCUUGGUCGACUUAGCAAUCUGAGAGUAUUGUCAUUGAAUGACAACCGUCUUACCUCCUCAAUCCCAUUCUCUUUGGGCCAACUUACUGAACUUCAAUCCCUUUCUUUCAACAAUAAUAACCUCUCAGGUACUCUACCUCCAUCUCUAGGUCAGGCAUUCAAGUUGGAAUACUUAUCCUUGGACGCGAACAAUCUUUCAGGCUCCAUUCCUGCGGAGCUAGGUUUUCUGCACAUGCUGACCCAUCUGUCUCUCUCCUUCAACCAACUGACGGGGCCAAUUCCUUCUUCCUUAUCGUUGUGCUUCCCACUGAGAAUUCUCAAUUUGGAGGAAAAUGCUCUCUCGGGUAACAUUCCAUCUUCAUUGGGUUCCCUUAUGCACUUACAGGUUCUUGACGUUAGUGGGAAUAAUUUGUCAGGGUUACUUCCUCCAAAGCUGGGAAAUUGCGUGGAUCUUGUGCAGCUGGAUGUGAGUGGACAAAAUUUUUGGGGGCGCAUACCGUUCGCAUACGUUGCACUCUCCAGAUUGCGGAUCUUCUCUGCUGACAACAACUCUCUCACUGGUCCUAUUCCAGACGGCUUCCCUGCCUCCUCAGAUUUGGAAGUAUUCUCGGUGAGUGGAAAUAAGCUCAAUGGAAGUAUUCCUCCCGACCUCGGUGCCCAUCCACGGUUAACUAUUCUGGAUCUUUCAAACAACAACAUAUAUGGAAACAUACCUCCGGCUCUCGGGAGAGACCCCAGUUUGACGGUAUUAGCAUUGAGCAACAACCAGCUGACUGGUUCAGUUCCCAAAGAGCUAAACGAGCUAUCGAAUCUUCAAGAACUUUACUUAGGGAUCAACCAACUAUCUGGCGGCAUCUCUUCAAAACUUGGGAAGUGCAAAAGUUUAAAUGUCUUGGAUCUUCAGGGAAACAAAUUAAGCGGAGACAUUCCGCCAGAGAUUGCUCAACUGCAGCAGCUCCGCAUCCUAUGGUUGCAGAAUAACAGUCUGCAAGGUCCUAUCCCGUCUUCUUUCGGUAAUCUAACAGUACUGCGGAACUUGAAUCUCUCCAAAAAUAAUCUGAGUGGGAACAUUCCUGUGUCACUGGGCAGUCUAAUUGACCUCGUAGCUCUAGAUCUUUCCAACAAUAACCUUCAGGGACCUGUUCCACAAGCUCUUUUGAAGUUCAACUCAACAUCUUUCAGUGGAAAUCCUUCCCUCUGCGACGAGACAAGUUGUUUCAAUGGAUCGCCAGCCAGCUCGCCUCAGCAAUCUGCACCUCUGCAAAGCGGGCCAAAUAAAGUUCGAGAGAGAACACGUUGGAACCGAAAAGAAAUUGUUGGACUUUCUGUCGGUGCAGGUGUCCUUACCAUCAUCCUUAUGUCUCUAAUAUGUUGCCUUGGUAUCGCGUGCUUUCGUUUAUAUAAUCGAAAAGCUUUGUCUUUAGCACCACCGCCUGCAGAUGCACAGGUUGUUAUGUUCAGUGAGCCACUCACAUUUGCACAUAUUCAAGAAGCCACUGGGCAGUUUGAUGAGGAUCACGUCCUCAGUAGGACGCGACAUGGCAUAGUUUUCAAGGCGAUUUUGAAGGAUGGGACGGUCCUAUCAGUCCGAAGGCUACCCGAUGGCCAGGUGGAAGAAAACCUCUUCAAAGCAGAAGCGGAGAUGUUGGGAAGAAUAAGGCAUCAGAACUUGACAGUUUUGAGAGGUUACUACGUUCACGGGGAUGUGCGCCUCUUGAUUUAUGACUACAUGCCGAAUGGAAAUCUUGCUUCUUUACUUCAAGAAGCUUCGCAACAAGACGGUCACGUUUUGAAUUGGCCAAUGAGACAUCUAAUUGCUCUCGGAGUUGCACGCGGACUGUCCUUUCUUCAUACACAGUGUGAGCCCCCUAUCAUUCACGGAGAUGUCAAGCCAAACAACGUUCAAUUUGACGCCGAUUUCGAAGCUCACCUUUCUGACUUCGGUUUAGAGCGAUUCGCUACAAUGCCCACGGAUCCCUCAUCUUCCUCGACUCCUGUAGGGUCAUUUGGAUAUGUAUCGCCAGAAAGUACUGGCGUCUCUCGACAGCUUACAAGAGGAGCAGAUGUCUACAGCUUUGGUAUAGUUUUGCUUGAGCUUUUGACUGGACGGAGACCAGCCAUGUUUACAACCGAGGACGAAGAUAUUGUGAAGUGGGUGAAACGGAUGCUGCAAACAGGGCAAAUCACGGAGCUAUUUGAUCCUAGUCUGUUGGAGUUGGACCCCGAAUCUUCUGAGUGGGAAGAAUUUCUUUUGGCGGUCAAAGUUGCCCUCUUGUGCACCGCGCCGGAUCCAGUUGACAGACCUUCGAUGUCUGAGGUGAUUUUUAUGCUAGAGGGCUGUCGUGUUGGUCCAGAAACGAUAACUUCGUCAUCUGGCCCGACGUCACAUGCCUCACCUGUGUAAUAUAAGUCUCGAUGUGAGGCCUCUUGUACCAAGUAAACUUUGCACAAUUCUCCUUAAUCUUCUAUCUGUGCCUACUCUGCUCAAAUUUCUUCGUUACGUAGAGAAUCGAAUCAUUGUCAUCAACAGCAAUGACAAACUAGUAUCGUUAAAUCAUGAGGUUGGUGUAAAUUUUUCUUGAUAAAUUCAAGAAAUAGAGUUGCCUUACGAUGUUGAACCUAGCCAUGCAACUUGGGAGUAGUGACCAGACUCCAUCAAUGGUCUCAUGCAGCUGUAGCCCUGCUUACAUUUAAAUUUCACAUCUCCAGCCUCUUGCUCAGA